Messenger RNA from Parnassius apollo (apollo), 444 nucleotides. The record is from the annotation of a GenBank genome assembly. Lineage: Eukaryota; Metazoa; Arthropoda; Insecta; Lepidoptera; Papilionidae.
AUGGAAUCAUUGGCUUACGAUUCUUCUGUAGCUUCCCCUGGCAGCGUAUCAAGUCACACACAGCGUACCAAGCGUAUGCGUACCAGUUUCAAGCACCAUCAGUUACGCACUAUGAAGUCAUACUUCGCAAUCAACCAGAAUCCUGACGCUAAAGACUUAAAACAACUGGCUCAAAAAACAGGAUUAUCGAAGAGAGUUUUACAGGUGUGGUUUCAAAACGCACGAGCUAAAUGGCGUCGGAACAUAAUGAGACAAGAAUCCAAUCAACACGGACCGAUGACCCCAAAUGGUAAUCCAGGACAUUCCGGAAACGCGUCAUUAGUAACUGGGACGGUACCACCAAACAGCGUUACGGGUAGUAUGAUGAUAGGUGAAUCUUUACAACCUUUGGAUGACAUGAGAGUUCAUACUCCACAUCCGAUUAAUUUUAAUGAAUUAUACUGA